AUGGCUGUCGGCAAGAACAAGCGUCUUUCAAAGGGAAAGAAGGGUCUCAAGAAGAAGACCGACACCUUCGCGAAGAAGGACUGGUACAACAUCAAGGCGCCAGGAACUUUCGCCGUCCGAGAUGUCGGAAAGACCCUCGUCAACCGCACCACCGGUCUCAAGAACGCCAACGACGCUCUGAAGGGCCGGAUAUUCGAGGUCUCGCUUGCCGAUCUCCAGAAGGAUGAGGACCACGCUUUCCGCAAGGUCAAGCUCCGCGUCGACGAGGUCCAGGGCAAGAACUGCCUGACCAACUUCCACGGUCUCGACUUCACCUCCGACAAGCUCCGCUCCCUCGUCCGCAAGUGGCAAACCCUCAUCGAGGCCAACGUCGUUGUCAAGACCACCGACGACUACCUCCUCCGCCUCUUCUGCAUCGCCUUCACCAAGCGCCGACCGAACCAGGUCAAGAAGACCACAUACGCCCAGUCGUCCCAGAUCAGGGCCAUCCGCAAGAAGAUGGUUGAGAUCAUGGCCCGCGACGCCAGCUCGUGCACCCUCGCCCAGCUCACCCAGAAGCUCAUCCCCGAGGUCAUCGGUCGCGAGAUCGAGAAGGCCACCCAGGGCAUCUACCCCCUCCAGAACGUCCACGUCCGAAAGGUCAAGCUCCUGAAGGCGCCCAAGUUCGACCUUGGUGCCCUCCUCGGUCUCCACGGCGAGUCAAGCCAGGACGACUCUGGCCAGAAGGUUGAGCGCGAGUUCAAGGAGACCGUCCUUGAAGAGGUAUAA
This is a messenger RNA of Alternaria ethzedia, 768 nucleotides long. It is a transcript of the gene RPS1, whose product is annotated as ribosomal 40S subunit protein S1B. Gene Ontology annotation, cellular component: cytosol; ribosome. Gene Ontology annotation, biological process: translation. Gene Ontology annotation, molecular function: structural constituent of ribosome. The record is from RefSeq and is a predicted model, not a curated record. Bases 1 to 768 code for a protein of 255 amino acids. The transcript is spliced from 3 exons. NCBI's taxonomy places the organism in Eukaryota, Fungi, Ascomycota, Dothideomycetes, Pleosporales, Pleosporaceae.